Molecule: messenger RNA, 1203 nt
Organism: Guillardia theta CCMP2712
Lineage: Eukaryota; Cryptophyceae; Pyrenomonadales; Geminigeraceae
Exons: 6
Coding region: 19-1203 (394 amino acids)
Cellular component (GO): Golgi apparatus
Molecular function (GO): antiporter activity
Source: RefSeq, a predicted model, not a curated record
GCGCGGACGUGGCUGGUAAUGAUGGCGGCAGUGGCGGUGGAGGGCUUCGGCUUCCAGCUCGGAGGGCCAGUGACCAGGCCCUCCCUGCUCUCCUCUAGGCCCUCCUGCCCUCAGGGGGUCUCAUCCCUCCGCUGUGCGAUCCCAAGGGCUGCUCUCCCUCAGGCUGGCACCAGGUCUCUCGCUCUGGCUCCAAAGACUGCCGUGCAGGCCUCCUCCUCUUCCUCCUCUUCGGCUUCCAAGGGGUUCAGCAUUGACUUCCAGCUCAUCGCCUACUUCGCGCUCUGGUAUCUCGGCAACUACUACUACAACAUCACCAACAAGCUCGCUCUCAAGGCGGCAGGGGGGGCUGCAGGUUUCCCUCUCACUAUCGCCACCCUCCAGCUUGGUGUUGGUUGCCUCUAUGCUCUCUUCCUGUGGGCGGCUCCCGAUGCUCGCAAGCUCCCUAGCACGACCAAGGACGACCUUGUGAAGAUUGUUCCGGUUGCUUUCUGCUCGGCGGCUGCUCAUUCUUUCUCGGUUUUCGCUCUGAGUGCCGGAGCUGUGUCCUUUGGACAGAUCGUGAAGGCGGCUGAGCCGGCCUUCGCUGCUCUUCUUGGUGUUACUUUGUACCAGAAGAAGGUCUCCAAGGGCAAGUGGCUCUGCCUCAUCCCCGUCAUCGGCGGUGUCGUUCUCGCAUCCGUCAAGGAGUUGGACUUCGCCUGGUCCGCCCUCAUCACCGCCUGCUUGGCCAACCUCUUCGCCGCCUUCAAGGGACAAGAGAACCAGAAGUUGAUGACUACCCCGGGAAUCAAGGACAGGCUCGGCAACGUCGGCAAUCAGUUCGCCAUCACCAUGAUCCUCUCGUUCCUCAUCUCCCUCCCUGUCAUGAUCCUCAAGGAGGGCAGCAAGUGGGGUGAGUUCUGCACUAUCUGGGCCACCAACCCAGUCGUCUCCUUCAACCUCAUCGCCUCCGGCCUGUGGUUCUACGGAUACAAUGAGCUCGCCACCAUGACCAUCAAGAAGACCAACGCUGUCACUCAGUCCGUUGCCAACACCGCCAAGCGUGUCAUCGUCAUCAUCGGUGUUGCUAUCGUGCUCCAGGAGAGCUUGGAUCCCAUCAAGCUCCUUGGCUGCGCCAUUGGCAUCGGAGGUGUCUUCCUCUACUCCGUCAUCGACAUGAUCUUCCCCCCCAAGGACAGCAAGCAGGUUUCUGCUGGCAAGUAA